GCCGGAGGUGGGGGUGAAAGACUGGAAGUCGGAUAACUGAAUGUCUCGGAAGGAUGCGGAUUACUGUAACUCUCCGGCUUGCUUGUCAACCAACAGUGGUUUCGGUCGUUUGACAUGAGAAUGUGCGGCACAAACGACCUAGGCCUGCGGUUUGUAGAAGCAAGGAGCCUCACAAUAUGCGUGACACCGAGCGUUUGCCCUGCUUGACAAAUAGUGAAUUGAUUUCCAGCUGUUUUGUUUUGUCAUUUUACGUUCGAGGUGUAAAAUUGUAUUAUUUCCCCACAACUAAACGGGAAGAAAACCAGAGGAGAUAAAGUCACCCUGUGAUUUGUAGUGCAACUGCCAUCAUGGUUUUAGCCGUCGUUUUAGCCUCAUCGCCAGCUGAUCUCUGAUGUGCCUCUGCAGACUGGACGUCCAACUGUGCGGAGCGUCAGAACCAAAACAUACCAAAAACACACAUCGUUAACAGAGUUUUAGCAUGGAGGGGUCUACGUUACAGCCUCGGUGUUUGAAAAGUCUGUUUAUAUGGACGACUUUGUGUCUGCUCAGCCACGGUCAAUCCACGCCGGACGCCUCGGGCCUGCCUUUCGCCAUCCGCGUACCACUGCGACAAGGCGCUCUUGCUGAGAAGCCAUCGCAGCUGCCACCUGCCGCUGCUUACCGCAAGCGCGACAACGCGGCGAAUCGUAGUGCGCGGAAGCGGAGAGGAGCGGCAGCGAGCGGCAUCAGCUUUGUGGACAUGGUUGAUAACCUGCGUGGGAAGUCCGGUCAAGGAUACUACGUUGAGAUGGCUGUUGGCUCUCCUCCGCAAAAGUUGAACAUCCUGGUGGACACAGGAAGCAGUAACUUUGCUGUCGGGGCCGCUGCUCAUCCCUUCCUGCGCAGAUACUACCAUCGUUCACUCUCUGGCUCCUACCGUGAUCAAGGCAGGAGUGUGUAUGUUCCUUACACCCAGGGUCGCUGGGAGGGGGAGCUGGGAACGGACCUGGUCUCCGUCCCACACGGGCCCAACACCACGCUGCGCGCCAACAUUGCUGCGAUCACCCAGUCAGAUCGCUUCUUCAUCAACGGAUCCAACUGGGAGGGAAUCCUGGGACUGGCCUACGCCGAUAUAGCCCGGCCUGACGAGACAUUGGAGCCUUUCUUCGACUCUCUGGUUCGGCAGACUCCUGUUCCCAACCUUUUCUCUCUGCAGUUGUGUGGAGCAGGCUUCACCCAAAACUACUCCCUGGGUAACGCUACUGUUGGUGGCAGCAUGAUCAUUGGCGGAGUGGACCCGUCCCUGUACGUGGGAGAGCUUUGGUACACUCCAAUCCGCAGGGAGUGGUACUAUGAGGUCAUCAUCGUACGCAUUGAGGUGAACGGACUGGACCUGAACAUGGACUGUAAAGAGUACAACUAUGAUAAGAGCAUCGUGGACAGCGGCACCACUAACCUUCGUCUGCCUAGGAAAGUCUUCCAGGCUGCAGUCAAGGCUAUUGAAGCGGCCUCUUCGACAGAGCAGUUUCCCUCCGAGUUCUGGCUGGGGGACAGGCUGGUAUGUUGGCAGGCUGGUACUACACUCUGGCACAUAUUCCCAGUCAUCUCCCUCUACCUGAUGAGUGAAAACCACAACCAGUCCUUCAGAAUCUCCAUCCUGCCGCAGCAAUACCUGCGGCCAGUAGAGGACGUGGCUUCCGCCCAGGAGGACGUGGCUUCCGCCCAGAAGGACUGUUACAAGUUUGCCGUGUCCCAGUCCAGCACUGGUACAGUGAUGGGGGCUGUCAUCAUGGAAGGAUUCUAUGUGGUGUUUGACCGAGAAAAGAAACGCAUCGGCUUUGCAGUCAGCACCUGCCAUGUGCAUGAUGAGUUUCGCACAGCCUCUGUGGAAGGCCCGUUCCACGGCGUCGACCUCGAGGACUGCGGCUACAACAUCCCUCAGACCGACGAGUCCACUCUCAUGACCAUCGCCUACAUCAUGGCAGGAAUCUGCGCUCUCUUCAUGCUGCCGCUGUUUCUCAUGGUGUGUCAGUGGCGCUUCGCCCGCUGCAUCCACCCACACGGGGACUUCGCUGAUGACAUAUCGCUCCUGAAGUAAAGGCCGAGAUGAAAGGCGACAAAAGGAGUCGUGCAGACCAGCAAGGGUGGAUUUUGGGAGAAAUAGAUGAGCGUUGUUCCAAAAUGCGGGUGCUGUUGAAAGAACUUUGAAGAGGUUUUUCAGGAAUGUAAUAUGUAAAGUGUAGAAAAUGCUGACAUAGUGAUUGCACAGUGAACAGAUCAAUUGAGGAUAACUAGAGCCAUUAUUAACUGGGGGAGAAAGUUGGUCUCGUCAGCAUCUACUUUGACUGUUUAAGCUACCUAUGCAGAAACAGCGUUGGGUAAAGACGAAACAAAAUAACACUUGGUAAAAAUCUUUAUUAUAGUGUUUAAAAAGUUACAGAAGAUGGAUUGAAUUUGUCAUUUUGAAGAAAGCUGUCUCUUAACAUUGCAGAGUUCAAAAAACAGUGGAUUUAGGUAAAAUAGAGAGAAAACUGAUAAUUUAACAGUCAUUGCUUAUUGAAGAAACACAUCCUGGAUAUGAAUACAAGAUGGGAAACCAUUGUGUGUGUGUGUGUGUGUGUGUGUGUGUGUGUGUGUGUGUGUGUGUGUGUGUGUGUGUGU
This is a messenger RNA of Eleginops maclovinus (Patagonian blennie), 2640 nucleotides long. Its product is annotated as beta-secretase 1-like. Bases 479 to 2077 code for a protein of 532 amino acids. Gene Ontology annotation, molecular function: aspartic-type endopeptidase activity. Gene Ontology annotation, cellular component: endosome; plasma membrane; trans-Golgi network. NCBI's taxonomy places the organism in Eukaryota, Metazoa, Chordata, Actinopteri, Perciformes, Eleginopidae. Gene Ontology annotation, biological process: membrane protein ectodomain proteolysis; amyloid-beta metabolic process. The record is from RefSeq and is a predicted model, not a curated record. The transcript is spliced from 9 exons.